AUGACGAACUUUAUGUGCUACGAUAUCCAGACGCCGUCGAGCUCGGAUGCGUCCUGGUCCCGCAACAGCACCGUGCUCGUGUGCCCACCAGCGUCGCGACACCCCACCUGUCGCACCUGCCACAAGCGGAUUGACACGGUGCGCAUUGGCAUCAUUUACACGCACAUGGACGGCUACAUUUUGAUGCGCUGGUACCACGUGGGCUGCAUCGCACCGCCGGACGACCUCAUGGCCCAUGACAUUGAAGGUCUCGGCGAGCGCGCCAUGCGCCCGUAUCGCGCGUGCAUCUUUGAGUGGCUCGGUCGCAAGACGACCAAGCCUCGCAAGCUACCACCAAGCUUGCUGCUGGGUUACCCUAAACCUCCGCUUGCGCCACCCGCCCAUCGACCUCUUCCGAUGAAAUCGCCUCGCCACCAUCCGUCGACGCGACGCUCGAUCCUCGAAUCUUAUUUGCACGACAAGGGCCAUCUUCAGCCGUCGUUGGUGCCGCCGUGUCUCUAAGUCGUCUCUCGCCUUCCUAUUACAAGCCCGCUUCUCACUCUACCGCUGGAGAACUAUCUAUUAAUUUAAAUUCAAAUAUAACGUUAU
Messenger RNA from Saprolegnia parasitica CBS 223.65, 588 nucleotides. RefSeq lists its product as hypothetical. Gene Ontology annotation, molecular function: DNA binding; zinc ion binding. The coding region runs from base 1 to 501 and encodes 166 amino acids. The record is from RefSeq and is a predicted model, not a curated record. NCBI's taxonomy places the organism in Eukaryota, Oomycota, Saprolegniomycetes, Saprolegniales, Saprolegniaceae. The transcript has 4 exons.